This is a messenger RNA of Scophthalmus maximus (turbot), 8017 nucleotides long. RefSeq names its product DENN/MADD domain containing 4C (gene dennd4c). Gene Ontology annotation, biological process: regulation of Rab protein signal transduction. Gene Ontology annotation, molecular function: protein binding. The transcript has 35 exons. Gene Ontology annotation, cellular component: cytoplasmic vesicle. The coding region runs from base 350 to 6208 and encodes 1952 amino acids. The record is from RefSeq and is a predicted model, not a curated record. NCBI's taxonomy places the organism in Eukaryota, Metazoa, Chordata, Actinopteri, Pleuronectiformes, Scophthalmidae.
GCGCGGCUGUCGCCUCUCCUCCUCUCGGGGCGGGUCCAGUGCGAAAGCGACGUUUAGGGAGGAAAAGUCUCCGCGCAGACACCAAACAUGGCGCCGGCCUCCAGCGACGACCACAGAUGAAAGUGUUGGCGACGAAAGUAAGCCCGCGAAGUUACAAAGGAGUCUUUUCGGAGUGGCUUGUCUGACAUUGUGUGUCGUUCCCGCGCCGUCCCGGUUCUAACCCGGUUUGCAUAAAGGAACAAACGCGGAAGACGUCCAGCGGGAGGGACCGAGCCGCGCGUCGCCUCCAUGUCAACAUCGCCUCUGGCCGCCGUGUGAACAGCUGGGGCGGUCUUGCAGCGCAGGCAACAUGUGGGACGUUCACAAGCAAGCUCAGACCAGUGCCACCACCGAGGAACAAGAUUUUCCUGCUUUGGAAAACGUACACCCAGCCAUGAUCGAGGACAAGGGUCACCGCGUGACCGACUACUUUGUGGUGGCCGGGCUGACCGACAAGUCCACGCCCCUGGAGCAGGACCUGUCGGAGACCAAGUCCAGCGGGCCCAAAGCGCCCAUCACCGACUUGGCCGUCAUCAACCGGUCGGCGGGCGAAAGCGUUCCCGAGGGCUUCACGUGCAUCGACAGCACCUACAGCGGCCAGCCAGCCAACCUAAAUCACGGCAGCCUCAAGAGCCCCGAACUGUUCCUGUGCUACAGGAGGGGUCGAGGGAAGCCCCCUCUCAUCGACAUCGGGGUUUUGUAUGAGGGUAAGGAGCGUCUGAUCCAGGGCUGCGAGGUCAUCCAGGCCACGCCGUACGGCCGCUGCGCCAACGUCAACAACAGCUCGGCCACCUCGCAGCGCAUCUUCAUCACCCUCCGGCGAGCGCCCCCCGUCCAGCCCCAGAACUCCCUGGCGGUGACGGACAUUUGCGUCAUCGUCACCAGCAAGGGCGAGACGCCGCCGCAUACCUUUUGCAAAGUGGAGAAGAACCUCAACUGCGGCAUGUGGGGCUCCAAUGUGUUCCUGUGCUACAAGAAAUCAGUAUCUGCGUCCAAUUCCAUCAGUUACAAAGCUGGUCUCAUCUUUCGUUACCCAGAGGAGGACUACGAGUCCUUCGCUCUGUCAGAAUCUGUCCCUCUGUUUUGUUUGCCUAUGGGGGCCAAGAUCGAGUGUUGGGCUCCGAACACGCGCGAUCCUCUGCCCGUCUUCUCCACGUUUGUCUUAACCAUCUCAUCUGGUGAAAAGGUGUAUGGAUCAGCCAUCCAGUUCUAUGAGCCAUAUUCGGGGGAUCUGUUGAGCGAGAAGCAGAAGAUCCAGCUGGGGCUGCUCACCAUGGUGGAGAAGAAGGCGAUCCCCAAUCGGCCCGUCAACACCAACAAGUGCAUCUGUCUGCUCUCCCGUUGGCCCUUCUUCGAGUCCUUCCGCAAGUUCCUGAUGUUCCUCUACAAACUCUCCGUCUCAGGCCCACACCCGCUGCCCAUUGAAAAGCACAUAUCACACUUCAUGCACAACGUGUCAUUUCCUUCCCCUCAGCGGCCAAGAAUCUUGGUCCAGCUCUCAGCACAUGACACCCUGAUCCUCUCCCAGCCAGUGUGCACACCUUUACCCCUCAGUGGGGCGGACUACGGCACGCUCCUGAUGAAUCUGGGCUCCGAGAACUGUGCCACGCUGCUGCACUUUGUCCUGCUGGAGAACAAGAUCCUGCUGCACUCGCUGCGGCCCGCUGUGCUCACCGGAGUGGCCGAGGCGGUGGUGGCUAUGCUCUUCCCCUUCCAGUGGCAGUGUCCCUAUAUCCCCCUGUGCCCGCUCUCUCUCGCAGGCGUCCUCAACGCACCUUGUCCGUUCAUAGUGGGCGUGGACUCCCGCUACUUUGACCUUUACGACCCGCCGCCAGAUGUUGUCUGUGUGGAUCUGGACACCAACACUAUCUACCUGUCUGACGAGAAGAGACACAACAACUGGAAGAACCUCCCCAAAAAGCCCUGCAAGAGCCUCAUGAACUCACUGAGCAACUUGCACCACCAGCUGGCCACUGUUUCCGUGCAUCAAACGGAGCAGGACGACUCGGCAGUGGACAUGACCCCCAUUGAGGCGGACUUCACCUGGCACAAGAAGAAGACGGCCCUGGAGAUGGAGAUCCAGGAGGCCUUUCUACGCUUCAUGGCCUCCAUCCUGAAGGGCUACCGCUCCUACCUCAAACCCAUCACCCAGGCACCUUCCGAAAAGGCCACGGCCGCGGACUCUCUCUACGACCUCCAAGGGUUUCUCAAAAGCAGAGACCGUGCCCACCAGAAGUUCUACUCCCAGCUCACCAAGACCCAGAUCUUCAUCCGCUUCGUCGAGGAGUGCACCUUUGUCAGCGACAAGGACACCGGUUUGGCAUUUUUUGACGACUGCGUGGAGAAGCUUUUUCCCUCUGAUAAAAUCACCGACAAGGGCACCAAGGUCGAAGGGGAGGCAUCAGAGGACACAAGACUUCUGGAGCUGGAUGAGUCUCAGAAGAGCGAGCACACCGUGUUUGUGAUGCCCCCCGAACCCCCCGUCAAUGUUGGACCUGACCCAGCGCCUCGAUACACCUAUAAAGGUUUCCCCAGAUUGCAGGUGGAUCUAUUUGACCGCCCAAGAGUGCUGCGGCCAGCACUCAGCAGCAGAGCAGCUGGGGCCAGUUUGUCCAGCAGCCCAGCGCUGCUGGCGAAGAGAACGAAGCAGGAGAUCAAGCUUGCCUACAAGAUGGCAAAGCGUUUCUAUUCCAACCCACCGCUGUGGGCCCGCUGUCUGUUCAGUCACUGCUACAGCAUGUGGUUCAUCUGCCUGCCGGCAGCCGUGCGGCUGGCCAAGUCUAAGAGCCGCGCCAUGCAGCAGGCGUACAACGUCCUCCUGAAGAUGAGGACCACCGAGGUGGAGGUCCUGGAUGAGGUGUGCUAUAGAGUGGUGAUGCAGCUCUGUGGUGUGUGGGGUCUACCUGUCAUGGCUGUGCGAGUCCUGGUUGAGAUGAAGAAAGCUGGAGUACACCCCAACGCCAUCACAUACGGAUAUUACAACAAGGCGGUCUUAGAAAGCCCCUGGCCAAGCCGAAACCGCAGCGGUCUCUUCAUGUGGACCAAGCUUCGUAAUGUGGUCCGAGGAGUGGCCCAGUUCAAGCACGCUGUAGGCCAAACUGCGUCCAAGGAGGGGUCCACGCUCAGUGCCACAGCUGCAUCAAUAGGAGGAUCUGCAGUCAAUGACGCCGACCGCUUGAGUCAUGGAAGUGCCGACAGCUCGAACGAGGUCAACGGUGAGGAUCAUAAUCUAUUUCCCCCUGCCGACGGCAUGGAAGAUGCAACAGACAACCACUGCAGUACAGGAAGGCAAUCUGAUCAAGGCUAUGGCUCCAAGGACGAGUUACACCAGGAGCCUUCACACACAGCCGUCCUUUCCUCUCAAGAGAGAAACAACGCCAAAGCGCAACAUAUGUGCAGAGGCGACAUCGCUGGCUCGGUGGACAGUGCAGCAGCAGUAGCAGGACCCCCCAGUCCCGUUGACGUGCCCUCACCUGUGCCUAGUAUUGUGAAGCUGUCUACCGGGAGCUUUGAUGGUGAAGCAGGUUCAGGGAAGCUGUUCAGGAGACACAGCAAGAACGACAACGUGUCUCUCCCCGAUGAUGACGCCCCGCUGGCACCGGGGGAUGUAGUCAGCCAGUCUCAACAGCAGCGGCAAAAAUCCUUUGCUGAGCGCAGCUGUAGCUUCAGUGCGGAAACUCGUGCAGGAAUGCUCCUGGAGAAAGGCGUGGACCACAUGGCCAGCCAGAUGGGCGCUGACGCUCGUAUCCUGACCGCAGCUCUUUCUGCCGGCCAGAGUCCACCCCCCAGCAGUGGUCCCAAAGCACUUUUCAAAGAUCUGGAGGAGGAGCCUGAGGAUGAUCAGGGCUUGACACUUGGGAAGCUACCAGUGGAAGAGGGGCUAGGAGCAGCAGCACUAGGGAAGGGAGAUGAAGAUGAUGUGGAGGGGACUGAGGAAAAAAUGGAAAAACAGGAGGGAUCGCAAACGGAGGCACAUGAGGAUGAGUCUGGGGUGCGAGGAGCGACCCUGGAGAGGGCAGACGUCAAGGUCGGCGCCGACCCACUUUCCCUCCUGGUGUCGGAGACCAAAGAGUCUGCCUCUGUCGCCAGCCAGGAGCAACCACGCUCGGUGCCUGCUGUGGUGUCCCGCAACCUGGCCGAGGAGAUCGAAAUGUACAUGAGCCUGCGCAGCCCUCUCGGUGUCAAGUCCUCCAGCAUGGAGCUCCAGCAGUCCCAGGGCGAGUCCACCGACGCAUCACCGCCCAAGCAGCCUUUGGAGCGCAGGUCCAGCCUUCCUGUGCCUCCCGUCAAAACUCCAACCGGCUCUCCGGGCGACACACCCAAGCGUAGCCCCAACACCAUCACUCGCUCCAAGACAUUUGCUGUGAAGACAAAGACCCCGGCCAGCACCACGGCGAGUCCAAGUACUAGAUCGUCCUCGCUGACGGCGUUGGUCAAGUCCUCGCAGGGAGGGUCUCUGGGCUCGGUCAUAAACUCUUUUUCAGGCAUCAAGAUGGACACUCUCUUGUCGGGCCCUAAAAUUGAUGUGCUGAAGUCUAGCAUGAAGCAGGCGGCAAAUGUAGCCAGCAAAGUGUGGGGGGCGGUGGCUUCAGCUUACUCCUACUCAGAUGACGAGGAUGAACAAGCUCAGGGUGGCGGCGGCGGCUUCCCAGCACAUCUGGAUGAACACAUGUUGGCGGCACAUGACGUCGAUGAGAGUCCGGAAAGAGGGGCCAUCCCAGCUUUGGUGGCCAACGGUUUGAACCAGAGCUGCACCAGCCUGGGCAGCAGCAGUGGCAGCAGCGACACAGGCCGAGGGACCCACCAGACACAUCCAACUCCAGUGCGAGCAGGCAGGGGUCCCGACUCUGAGCAGAGCUCCUCACAUCACGCUUCCUCCUCAAGCAUCUACCAAAACUGUGCACUGGAGGUGCUGAUGUCAAGUUGCUCCCAGUGCCGCUCCUGUGAAGCUCUGGUGUAUGAUGAGGAGAUCAUGUCGGGCUGGACAGCCGAUGACUCCAACCUCAAUACCAACUGUCCUUUCUGUCGCACAGCCUUCCUUCCCUUGUUGCACAUCGAGUUCCACGACCUGCGCACGUUGACUGGGUUCUAUAUGAAUCCCAGUGCCUCGGGAGACAGUAUCCACAGCACCAGCGCCCAUCCCACAGCUGGCGGUUCAGCCGACAUUAAGACACCAGACCUCAUCACUUUCCCUGAAGAGGAACCAAGAGAGACUCCAGAUAAUCACUGUGGAGCACAUAAGAGUCUGAUUCCAGAGCCGGUGCAGUCAGACCCUCUGGGUCUACUGGAGCACCGCGCUGGAGAGAAGCAGCAGAGAUGCAGCGGGACGUCACUGACACGCAGCAACAGUGUUGGAGGUCCACUGCAGAGCCUGGACUACUCCCAGAGACCCGGCCAUGGCGUCUCCACAACCAGCCUUCCCUGCAGCCUGCAAGAGAUGUCGGAUGGCCUGGGAACCAAACGGCCAAACCCCAAGCCUGUGUCUGUGCCGUACCUCAGCCCCCUGGUGCUGCGCAAGGAGCUGGAGACCCUGUUGGAGAACGAGGGGGAUCAGGUCAUCUACACCCACAAGUUCCUCAGCCAGCACCCCAUCAUCUUCUGGAACCUGGUGUGGUAUUUCCGUCGCUUGGACCUGCCCACUCACUUACCUGGUCUCAUUCUUACCUCUGAACACUGCAACAAUGGAGUACAGCUGCCUCUGACAUCUCUGUCCCAGGACAGUAAGCAGGUAUACGUCCAGCUCCUGUGGGACAACAUCAACCUGCAUAAGGAACCAGGAGAUCCCCUCUACCUGCUGUGGAGGACCUUGUUGGAGAAGAAGGCGACGCUGGCUCCCACCGACCACCAGGAGAUUCGUACUCUCCUCAACACUAUUGUCCGCAGCAUCCAGACCAACGACGUCUACGGACCGAUCAACCUGUUGAUCCGAGAGAUCAAGCGGCGCCCAGAGGGGGUCAAGCGACAAAGGAGUAUCUAUAGAGAAAUAAUGUUUCUUUCGCUGGUGGCCUUGGGACGGGAGAACAUCGAUGUAGAGGCCUUCGACAGGGAGUACCGGCUGGCUUACGAGGAGCUGAGCGCCGAGCAGCUCAAGUCUCUGCACCGCAUCGAUCGGCCGCCCACGCCCAACGUCCAGUGGUGCCUUAAAAGCUUUGGAGCUCCAUUCAUCUGACCGCCAACACACCUGCAUCCACCUGGCCUCGUGUGGCGGCAGGAGGGAAGGAUCGGUUGGUGUCGCUGCGUGUGAGCAAGGUCAUCUUUUGUAAUUAAACACCUCCAACUGUCCAAACAUGGUACUUCUUCUUACCUCUGUCUUGAAAGAUGCCCAUCGUCUGCUGUUUAGUUUUUUUUUUACCACCUAUCAAAGCUUUUCGUAGGUUUUCCCAAGCAGACGCCUACGAGUGGGACUGUUUCUGUUAUCUGCUUGGACAGUAGCAGUGAAAAUGGUGGGAUGAGCUGAGGUGUUUUUCUUUACAGAUGGUGUAUAGAAUGAUGAAUCACUGUACAGAAUGUAUUGACAGCCCCCCCCCCCCCCCCCCCCACCGUGCCUAUCCCCUGAUUAGUUCACUGUGAGUUGUUUAUGACUGUGUACAGACCCCAACUGUUCCUUCCUGCACUUUCUAACAACAACAACAAAAAAGACACAAUAGUAACUCAAGUCCACCGGUCUUUUUGUACAUCUCUUCUUCUUUCUUUUUUUUACUCGAGGGAAACCUGAAACCACAGUUGCCUUUAUUUUCGGAGGCAGGAAGUCGUGACGCCUCGACUGUUUGCGCCUGUGAUCCGAGUCUUAUUGAAUGUUUCGUUGUGUACGUAGAGGUUCAGAAUGAGGCUCUCCGUCUGUGUAAAUCUGAGUUGGAAGCGGACAUCAACCGUCAAUGACAAUCACUAAUUAUCAUCACUGAAAUUCAACUCAUCACAUUCCACAUUCCCUGCAAUCAAAACCGGUCUUAAGGAAGUAUUGAUCUCUUCAACAGCGCUCAGCCACAUGAGAUGAAAACCUGUAAUUUGGAGAGAGAGAGAUCAUUUUGGGGAAAAAUGUAAUAAAUAAAUAUAAAUAUAUCAAUCAAUUAUAAGUGAAAACGUGUGCCACACUACUGAUCCACACAUUGAAAUAAGACACGUUCUUUUGAGUUGUAAAGACAAACAGCAGGUGGGCGCAGGGCCUCAGUGAUCAGUCCAGCUUUUGUUUUUAAUAUCUGCAUUUUUUUUAACAGUCACUCACUUGUUCAGUUUAUGUGUCUCAUUGUUAUUAUUAAGUACAGCUGUAACUUACAUGUGCUUCAGCUAUUCUUCACUUUUGCAUAGAACCAACCGGUAAGAUGUUUUAAAGUGGGAAUAUCGUUUGCUGACAGGAUGCCUCCUACGGUUUACGUGCUGUAGCUUUGAAAAUUCGUGGUAGCAUUUUUGUUUUUUUCCUUCCUCUGCAAAAAGGCUUGAUACUGUUUUAAGAAAGACACGACGUUGACAUGACAUUCCACUACGCAGAUAGGAAGUAAAAGUGCUGUGUUGAACUGUUGGGGAAUAGGUGUCGAUGGAGGGAAAGUGACGCUGACUUGUACAGAUAAAAAAUUUCAAUUUGCACUGCAUAGAUUCAAAGCCUGACCUUAAACAAAAUGGGGGGCGAUGCCGGGUUGAGACCGUCUCAGAAUAUUAACAACAAAACGGCAGUUUUUCCUCCCAAACACAGAAAGAAAUUCUCAACUAUUUAUUUUUGUAUGAUUGACAUUUGGAUUGCAGACAGUGUAGUAACUUAGCCUUUUUCGUGACUAACAAUCCCCUCUUUCCCUUUUGGAAUCUGUCGUAUGGAUUUCCACCCUGUGUUGACUUUUGUAAAUUUGACCUCCUCGUGGCAGAGGAUGUACAGAAGAGACUGUUCUUUAAUGAUAGAUUAAGUGAUCUUAAUCACCGUCCUGUGGAAAGGAAUUGAAUGUCUACACUUAAAUGCGCUGCAAUAAAUGAAUUUGUGAAUUGAUUGAAA